This is a messenger RNA of Dicrocoelium dendriticum, 400 nucleotides long. Lineage: Eukaryota; Metazoa; Platyhelminthes; Trematoda; Plagiorchiida; Dicrocoeliidae. The record is from the annotation of a GenBank genome assembly.
CUAAACUCCACAGGAUGCUACAUGGCAGGCGAUUCACGCUACUGGCCGAUCACAAGCCACUACUUUCAAUCUUCAGUUCUAAGAUUGGCAUUCCUGGACACUUGGCUAGCCGAUUUCAGCGUAUGGCUGUUAUUCUUCUUGGUUACGACUUCGAAUUCCGCUACUGCCGUACUCAGGAUUUCGGUCAAGCCGACAGACACCCGCCACAUCCCAAAAUAUGCUACAGAAUACACGGUGAUCACCGCUGUUACCGUCGAAGAAGACGUUCGUCAUCAACUCUCGAACGCUAUCCGAAGUCUCCCUGUCCUGCGAACAGCCGUCCCUUAGGUUAAGACGCGCUGACCAAACACUGCCUUGUCUGGUGAGCUCAAGCAAUUGUAUCAACGUCGCAAAUCCUUUU